Messenger RNA from Aureobasidium musti, 1737 nucleotides. The record is from the annotation of a GenBank genome assembly. NCBI's taxonomy places the organism in Eukaryota, Fungi, Ascomycota, Dothideomycetes, Dothideales, Saccotheciaceae.
AUGCAUUUCUGGGUCCCGUUCACACUCUUCGCCUGUGUCAGCGGUCUUUUGAUGGACAAGGUGGACCAUGUACCUCUGGGAUGGUCUGAGAUUGGAUCGCCUUCCCCAUCGACACGCUUUAAGCUAUCUAUCGCCUUGAUCCCUGCCGACGAGGAACUUCUCCAUGAAACGAUCAAGAACGUCUCGACACCAGGACAUGCAGACUAUGGAAGAUACCUCGACGAAUCCCAACUCAGGGCUGUGGUAAAGCCCAGUAGAGAAUCGACCAAUACCGUCUUGAAAUUCUUGGACUCCGGUGUCUCAAAAUCUGAUUUUGCACAACACGGAGACUGGAUCGACUUCACAGCAGACAUUGAGACGGCUGAUCAAAUGAUGGGUGCCUCUUUCACCGAGUAUUGUGAAGACACUGGACGUGUCAUCAUCAGGACGCAACAGUACUCCCUCCCUGAUGAAGUAGCCAAACAUGUCGACAUGAUCGAGCCAACGACGCGAUUUCCAAGAGACGCUCGCCCUCGGAAGCCUGGCAGUAUCCACCCCGUUCAGGCCUUGCAAGAACAGAUCGAUCAGAAUGACUGUAACCGCACAAUAACGCCAGACUGUCUCAGGGCACUUUACAACCUCCCGCUAAUAAGCACUUUGAGAAACACUUCUGCUUAUGGUCACAUUGGCGUUGCUGGGUUUCUGGCACAGUAUCCUCACCAAAGAGAUUUCGACAUUUUUACAAAGAAGUUCGCACCUUAUCUAGUUGAUGUCGCGAAACCUCACUUCAACUUUGUCGAUCACGAGGAAAAGGAUCGUUCAACAUACAUGGGCAGCGAAGAAGCAAACCUCGAUGUACAGUACGCUGCGGCGAUAGGGUAUCCCGUGCCUGUUCAGUACUACUACACCCAUGGAUUGGGUGUCGAUGAAAUGGGUCGUACACUGCGAAACUUGACUGGAGCUUCUUCUGAACUUGACAUUAUCCUCUUGCGGUACUUGAGAGAUCUGCCCAAAAGCUCUCUCCCGCACACUCUGUCCAUAUCUUACGGUUGUCUUGAGGGGCCUGUUCCCGGCGCCUAUGCACGCAAAAUCUGCGAUAUGUAUGGCGAGCUUGGUGCAAGAGGAGUCACAGUCGUGAUUGCAUCGGGUGAUUAUGGCCCUGGCCGUUACUGUAGAGGUAGACACGGGAAGAGACUGGACCCGAUAUUUCCAGCAACAUGCCCGUAUGUCACUUCUGUCGGGGGUACCCAGUUCAUCAAUCCUGAGGUAGCCGGCAUUGCUUCUUCAGGNGGCUUUUCCGAUAUUUUCCCCCGUCCUGAAUGGCAAGAAAAAGAAGUCAAGGCCUAUCUUGAUAUCUUAGGUACUCGCCUGAGCGAUAUGUACAACUCCAGUGGCAGAGGAUUUCCAGAUAUCUCUGCUCAGAUGAUGAACUACUGGGUUGUCGACAACUUACAAGCAACUCAGAGAAUNUCUGGUACUUCAGCCUCUGCGCCAACGGUUGCUGGGCUUGUCGGACUGCUCAACUCUGCUCUUGUUGGCGCCGGUAAAAGUCCGUUGGGCUUCAUUAACCCGUUCCUCUACUCGGUCGCGCGCAAGACUUUCCAAGAGGUUGACGGUGGCAGCAGCAAAGGCUGUCAGCGAAGGCGAGGGCCACCAACCGUGAGCCUGAAUGCAACAAAAGGAUGGGAUCCGGUCACCGGGAUUAGCACGCCCGAUUUCCAGAAGCUCUUGAGCAUUGCAAUGCAGCAACAGGCCUGA